Sipha flava (yellow sugarcane aphid) is the source of this 768-nucleotide messenger RNA. RefSeq lists its product as uncharacterized. Bases 1 to 768 code for a protein of 255 amino acids. The record is from RefSeq and is a predicted model, not a curated record. Lineage: Eukaryota; Metazoa; Arthropoda; Insecta; Hemiptera; Aphididae. The transcript has a single exon.
AUGUAUCGCCAAGUACUGGUAUCCCCGUGUUAUAGGCGCUAUCAACAUAUUUUGUGGCGAGUGUCUCCCGAUGAAGCAUUACAGGAGUACGAGUUAAACACCGUCACGUAUGGAGUUAAUUGCGCUCCGUACCUGGCCCUUCAGGUAUUGCGAUGUAUCGCCGAACAAGAUUGCCGAGACAGUCCAUUUGUUUGUGAAGCCCUGUCGUACUGCACCUACAUAGACGACAUUUGUGUUGGCGGCGACAUGGUCGAGGAAGCUAUAGCGCUCCAAGCUGAUUUAAUUCGUGUGUUACGACGGUCGGGCAUGGAUUUGAAGAAAUGGGCAAGUAACACAGUCGAACUACUCGCAACAGUGCCCCCUGAGGACCGGGCGUGUGAAUUGUUGUCGCUUGACGACUCAUCCUUGAGUGAAACAAAAGUAUUGGGCAUGCAGUGGUCACCUAGAGAAGACACAUUUGCAUACACAUUCCACCCGUCACCGAUAAUGAACACGAAGCGUGGUAUGUUAUCUUGUGUCGCCCGCAUGUUCGACCCACUCGGGCUAUUAUCGCCCGUUAUAUUUUUCGCGAAGCAACUGUUGCAACGCGUGUGGCACGCUGGUUUAUCGUGGGACGAGCAGCUUCCGCCUGAAAUCGCCGAUUUGUGGAACAAAUUUGUAAGUGACUUUCCCAAUUUGCAACACGUAAGCAUAGCUCGAUAUGUAGGUACACAUCGAGGUGUACAAUAUUCUCUUUGUGGGUUUUGCGACGCGUCGUCUGCGGGCUAA